CUUAAGUUUAUAUACUCUCUGAAGUCUCUGAAUAGUGAAUACACAAAAGACAGGGAAAGAAAGUUAUUUUUAAACUUUGUCUAAUUUUGCUAUAUUACUUAUUAAUCAAUCAGCGAUUACAGUAUCCACUGAUAUUCCGCGAUGAAUGACAUUGUAUUUAUUGGCGAUUGGAUUAAGGACAGAGUUUUGGGAUCUGGAAGUUUUGGUAUAGUUGUACUUUGGAAACACAAAAAUAAUGAACAGAAAUUGGCUAUCAAGACGUGUAAGUGGGGCGAUGAGCUCACCACCAAACACAGAGAGAGAUGGACUAAAGAAGUCGAAAUGCUGCAAAUUUGUAAUCAUCCGAAUAUCGUUGCUACAAAAGAAUUACCCCCUGAAUUUGUAGCCGGUCUCGCUCGCGCAAAUCCCUCCAACUUACCUAUUUUAUGUAUGGAAUAUUGUAGUGGUGGCGAUUUGAGGCAAGUAUUAACAAGAGCAGAUGCAUGUUGCGGACUAAAAGAAAUACAAGUUCGUAAAAUACUCAAUGAUAUUGGAAAUGCGAUGAGAUUCCUUCAUAAUAACAAAAUUACUCAUCGUGACCUUAAGCCUGAAAAUAUCGUAAUGCAUGUGGACGAUGUUGUAGGCUUGGAACAAACUCCCAAGAAAGUGACAUAUAAAAUAAUUGAUCUUGGCUAUGCUAAAGAAAUUGAUUCAAAUUCAAUAUGCGCUAGUUUUGUUGGUACUCUGCAAUACUUGGCACCUGAGCUCUUUUACAGCAAGAGCUACAGCAAUUCUGUUGACUUCUGGUCAUUAGGGCUUCUUGCUUUUGAAAUUAUUUGUGGGACACGACCUUUUUUGCCAUUUAAAGCCCCAGUUGAAUGGAUGCCUUCUGUUAAAAAAAAGACACAUGAUAAUAUAUGUGUAUAUGAAACUUUUCAUGGUGAUAUAAGUUACUCAAAUGAGAUAUUUGCUGAAAAUCAUAUAUCAAAACCAUUCAAGGCUUUAAUUGAGGAAUGGUUAAAAAUUGCAUUGGAAUGGGAUCCUAAAAUGCGAGGAAGAAAUACUCCAUCAAAAGUAACAUUUGAUAUUCCUUCUGAAGAAAAGGGAAAUAAUUCAGGAAGUAAUAUAAUAAUAUUUACUUUACUGGAACAGAUACUUGCAAGGAAAAUCAUCAAAAUUUUCUCCGUUACAACUAUUUCUCAAGUGGCCUAUGAAAUAAAUGAUUCGACUACAAUCUUGACCCUUAAGACUUGGAUUAGUAAGGACACUAAUAUUCCCACUGAAAAUCAAAUAUUAAUAUCACCAACAUCCUAUACUGAUAUUGAUAAUGAAGAGUUAGUCAUGAAAUAUUGGAAUGAAAACAGUGCUGUAAUGUUGUAUGUUUAUAACAAAAAUCAAAUAAUUGAUAGUAGUUGUGCACCAAAUGUACCCAAAGCGGUUCAAAGGUGCUUGGAACACCACAAAGAUUUAUACAAUUAUAAAAAUAGUCAAAAUUUGUAUAGAAAUGCUUUCUAUUUUGUAAUUAACCAAAUGGACAUUUAUGAGGCUUUGAUAAAUGGAAUAUUCUCUAGAGCUGAAUCAUUGAAACAAGAAAGUAAGCAAUUGCUUGUGAAACAUAAUUCAGUAGACAAGAACUUGGGUCAAUUCCUGGCUAAAGUAGAGUUUUUCACGAAAAUGACUGAAGAAGGAAAGAAACAUAUUGAGCAGUUAAAAGAAAGUGAAGUAGGGACAAAUUUCUUAGGUGGUUUCGGCAAGAUUUUCAAAGAAAUAGAUGCUUUAUUAGAAAAAACACAAAAAAUACAAAAUGCUUGGUCACAGUUGUCGAUAAGAGUACAGUCUGCCGCAAGACGUAGCAAUGAUGGAAUUUCCACAGAUAUGAACAGCUUUGUAGCAAAAUAUAAUUACCAAAAUGUAUUUUCUAAUGCGUACAAAACUUUUAUUUCUCAUAAGAAAAGUGAAUUUUACAAUGGAAACAGAGAAAGAGAAAAACAGUGUCCAGACAUUGUGAGAGUUUGUUAUGAUGUUUUAAAGCUAAGAAGUAAAAUUUUACAAGAGUUACAACAUCAACAGUUUAUUUUAAAAUUGAAAGAUUUGAGUAUAGAAUUUGCCAAGAUCUCAGACAUUAUAACAAAGGCAACUGAUAAUAUUGAAAUAUUGAGUACUGAUUUAUCAAAUUCAAUGGAUGAAUUCACAAGUUGUGUUUGGUCCACAAUAAGUGUAGUCGUAAGAGAUGCAGACAACAUGGCCGAUCUUCCUUACAGUGUUGUUUCAUUUCAAAAGAGAGAUUUUAAAAUAGGAGAAUCUGUGUCUCACCAUUGCAUACCUGUAGCACACAGGGAAGAAGAUACUGUGAAGUCUUUGAUAUCAGAGAGUUUGAAUUUGAGACAAAAUCACACAAAUCUUUGUGAAAAAUUAAAUUCACAAAAAAAAAUGUUGCAGCAAACAAUCUUUGAUUUUGCGUUUUUAAAUGAUACUUCACAAUGAUCAUUGAAUUGUUUUGUUUGUAAAUAUAAUACACUUUAUAUGUGUAUUUAACAAAGUUGAGAUUUAGUUUAUAGGAAUACUUUUACAAUGUUUCAAGUGCAAUUGUAUUUUUGUUAGUAUUAAAGUUGUUUAACUGUGAGUAAAAAUUAUGUGCCUUAUCAUUUUAUAUAUGCAAAUCAGUAGAGAUACAAAGAUUUUUAUAAAUUUCAUCAUCAUGAAGUACCUAACAAAAUAAUGUCUUUUCUUUGUGAGAAAUAUUUUUUUAUAAUUAAUUUAGGUUUAUUGUUUAGU
Messenger RNA from Vanessa atalanta (red admiral), 2754 nucleotides. It is a transcript of the gene IKKbeta, whose product is annotated as inhibitor of nuclear factor kappa-B kinase subunit alpha. Bases 142 to 2463 code for a protein of 773 amino acids. The record is from RefSeq and is a predicted model, not a curated record. NCBI's taxonomy places the organism in Eukaryota, Metazoa, Arthropoda, Insecta, Lepidoptera, Nymphalidae. Gene Ontology annotation, molecular function: ATP binding; IkappaB kinase activity. Gene Ontology annotation, cellular component: IkappaB kinase complex; cytoplasm. The transcript has a single exon. Gene Ontology annotation, biological process: tumor necrosis factor-mediated signaling pathway; positive regulation of transcription by RNA polymerase II; peptidyl-serine phosphorylation.